AUGAUAUACGACACUGUUACCAAGACUGUGGUCUUCGCUAAUGCCCUUAUCCCCAGCGAGCCUAAUGUAGGUAACCUCGAGACCGCCCUGGCCUACCCUGACGUUAGCCACGCCGCGGUUUAUCUGGCGCUGCUUGAGUACUUCCGGAAUCUAUGGCUUAGCGCCAGCGCGCUUGAUAUCGAGUGGACAAACAUCAACGACGUCCUGAACCACGCUGCGGUAUACGCGCACCACGCCAGCGACAGAGUCGCCGUCCAGCUAGCCAAGGAUUACCUCCCGCCCCUAGACGUGCUGCUCGUAUGGUACGCCUUCAUGCUAGACACGGAUGCGUACCGCGCCGCAUACCACGCCGCGUGCCGCGACCGCGAGCCCCACGUCCCCCCCCGGAUCCAGAAGCUCUGUUUCCCCUGGCCGGCCAUCCGCGACGUCAUCGACAUAGAAAAGAUACAGUUCUCGCUACCCCGCGCCGCGCAGACCCUCUUCCUCACGCUAUCGGGGCAGUCUGCCGACAUCCUGACGUAUCUCAAGAGCCCCCCGGCGUACAUUAAAUCAGGUACGCUGCCAUUCGAGGUUAAUCUUACUGCCGAGGUCAAGAAGCAUAAGAAGUUCAUCAACGAGGCUCACGGCCUACUAUGGAUCCGCGCACCUGCUCUCAAUAGAUCGUUGGCGAGGGCAUCUAGCUCCGCGCUCCGGAGUCUCACCUUGGGCCCAGGGGCUACAGAUCCAGGCCUCCGCAUUCGGGACGAUAUCCCGAUAUUCAUACAUAUACCGCCUCCAUAUACCUCCUCCUCUUCCGCGGACCCCCCCGCAGCCAUGCAGGGCCAGCUUUCCUCACUCUCGCCAGGCCAGCUCCGCCAAAUUCAGGACGAUCUAGGUUUCUACAACGCAGUCAAGAGCGCACGCAGACGCAGCGAGCCUCUACCAACGAGGCCACCGAUAGCGGCGGAGAAGGACGCCGAGAGGAUCGCCAAGGAAAAGCAAAAAGAAGCUAGAUAUCUACCGGGCCUAAACGAGUAUAUCAAGGUCCUACUCGAUGGCAAGCAGAAGAUCCGGAGGCAGAAGCAUACAACGCCCUUUAAUAAAGGGACAAGACCCAUACUAUUUGUUGGCAAGUUGGGCCCCACGGCCUAUUUUGUUCCCAUCCGUUGGCACCAAUAUGAGCUCGAUUUUAGCCUAUCUUCCCUUGAGUUUAGGACUAAUUAA
This is a messenger RNA of Fusarium vanettenii 77-13-4, 1203 nucleotides long. RefSeq lists its product as uncharacterized. The record is from RefSeq and is a predicted model, not a curated record. The transcript is spliced from 8 exons. Lineage: Eukaryota; Fungi; Ascomycota; Sordariomycetes; Hypocreales; Nectriaceae. The coding region runs from base 1 to 1203 and encodes 400 amino acids.